GCGGAGAGGAUGAAGAGAGAAGCGAAGAGAACUCUUCCAAGAAACGAGAAGAAACCCAUCUUUCUCUUGCCUCUCAAGGUCAAGCUCCCUCGUAGAUUUAUCGACGUAGGUAGAGAGGGAAUCUUCUUCUUCGGCGAAAACAAAAUAUAAUGACAGAAGGUUACGGAAAAAUGGGCAUGCCAGCUUUUGUCUCGACGAAGGCAGGCGUGAAAGGACUAGUAGAUGCAGAGAUAACAGAACUUCCUCGAGUCUUCCGUUACCCUCCUUCUACUUUAUCCAACAACAAACCUUCUGACAUCUCCGGUUUAAACCUCACCGUCCCAAUCAUUGAUUUCGGAGAAAUAAACAAUGAAAGAAAUAUCAUCGUUUCGAAGAUCAAAGACGCAGCUGAGAACUGGGGGUUUUUCCAGGUGAUCAACCACUGUGUUCCAUUAAGUGUUCUUGAAGAUAUCAAACAAGGAGUUCGAAGAUUUCACGAAGAAGAUCCUGAGGUGAAGAAUAAGUAUUGUUCUACAGAUGUCAACAAGAGAUUUGUUUACAACAAUAACAUCGAUCUCCUACGAUCUUCUCGUAUGAACUGGAGAGACUCUUUCGUUUGCUACAUUGCUCCAGAUGCUGCAAGUCCAGAUGAAAUUCCAGUAGCUUGCAGGGAUGCUGUGAUGGAAUACUCGAAGCAUGUAAUGGACUUUGGAGCUUUGCUCUUCCAACUUCUCUCGGAAGCUUUAGGUUUGAACUCUGAGAUCCUUAGGAAGAUAGAUUGUCUUAAAGGCUUGUUUAUGCUUUGCCAUUACUUCCCACCUUGCCCACAACCUGACCUAACUUUGGGCAUAAGCAAGCACACCGAUAAUUCUUUUCUUACACUUCUUGUUCAAGACCAAAUCGGUGGUCUUCAAGUUCUUCAUAAAGAUUAUUGGGUCGAUGUAACUCCUAUUCAUGGAGCUCUUGUCGUUAACAUCGGUGAUUUCAUGCAGCUGAUAACUAAUGACAAGUUCUCGAGCGCGGAGCAUAGGGUACGGGCAAACAGAGAUGGUCCGAGGAUUUCAGUUGCGUGCUUCUUUAGCUCGAACCUGUUUCCGAAUUCCACGGUUUAUGAACCGAUCAAAGAGCUUCUGUCUGAUGAAAACCCUGCUAAGUACAGAUAUAUGACCAUACCAAAGUACACUGCAGGAUACCUCGCGGGCGGCUUCAAUGGAAAAUCACAUUUGUCUACAUUUAGAAUAUGAAAUAAAGAGUUGUCCAUCUUGAGGGAAAGACAAUAAAGAUAUUUGUGUCACUGUGUGAUACUUUUGCACCUAAAACAGUGUAACAAAGACAAAAUGUUUAAAAAAAAAUAUUUAUUUUGUUUCA
Raphanus sativus (radish) is the source of this 1347-nucleotide messenger RNA. Its product is annotated as 1-aminocyclopropane-1-carboxylate oxidase homolog 10. NCBI's taxonomy places the organism in Eukaryota, Viridiplantae, Streptophyta, Magnoliopsida, Brassicales, Brassicaceae. The transcript has 4 exons. The coding region runs from base 150 to 1223 and encodes 357 amino acids. The record is from RefSeq and is a predicted model, not a curated record.